Molecule: messenger RNA, 1467 nt
Organism: Lontra canadensis (Northern American river otter)
Lineage: Eukaryota; Metazoa; Chordata; Mammalia; Carnivora; Mustelidae
Gene: IFT172
Product: intraflagellar transport 172
Exons: 13
Biological process (GO): intraciliary transport
Cellular component (GO): ciliary basal body; axoneme; intraciliary transport particle B
Source: RefSeq, a predicted model, not a curated record
AAGGUGCAGGAGAGAAGGUUGGCAAGUGAAGGGAAAAAGACCAGACUGAGGACGCGCAGUGGUAUUUUGUCUCUCCUACCCAUUGUCAUCUCUUCCACCUCUCAGGCAGCUGAACUCGCCAUCAAAUUUCUGCCUCCCCAACGCAGUCUGGAAGUAGUUCGGGUUGUGGGACCCCAGCUGAUUGGAAUUGGAAAGCACAGUGUGGCUGCAGAGCUCUAUCUGAACCUGGACCUAGUCAAGGAAGCGAUCGACGCCUUCAUUGAGGGUGAGGAGUGGAACAAGGCUAAGCGUGUGGCCAAGGAGUUAGAUCCCCGGUAUGAAGACUACGUGGACCAGCAUUAUAAGGAGUUCCUCAAGAACAAGGGCAAAGUGGACUCGCUGGUGGGUGUGGAUGUGGUGGCUGCUCUGGACCUGUAUGUGGAGCAGGGCCAGUGGGACAAGUGCAUUGAAACAGCUACCAAGCAGAACUACCAGAUUCUGCACAAAUAUGUGGCUUUGUAUGCGACUCACCUGAUCCGAGAGGGUGGCUAUAGCCAGGCACUGGCCCUGUACGUGCAGCAUGGAGCCCCUGCAAACCCACAGAACUUCAACAUCUACAAAAGGAUAUUCACGGACAUGGUGAGCUCCCCUGGGACCAACAGUGCUGAGGCCUAUCACAACUGGGCUGAUCUUCGGGACGUGCUCUUUAACUUGUGUGAAAACCUGGUGAAGUCUAGUGAGGCAAACUCUCCAGCCCACGAGGAGUUCGAGACGAUGCUGCUGAUUGCACAUUACUACGCCACUCGCUCGGCCGCCCAGAGUGUCAAACAGCUGGAAACUGUGGCUGCCAGGCUUUCUGUUUCACUCUUACGCCACACCCAGCUCCUACCUGCAGAUAAGGCCUUCUAUGAAGCAGGCCUUGCGGCCAAGGCGGUUGGCUGGGAGAACAUGGCAUUCAUCUUCCUCAACCGCUUUUUGGAUCUGACCGAUGCAAUUGAAGAAGGGACUCUGGAUGCCCUUGACCACUCUGACUUUCAGGAUACAGACAUUCCCUUUGAGGUGCCACUCCCAGCCAAGCAGCACGUACCGGAGGCUCAGAGGGAAGAGGUUCGAGACUGGGUACUCACAGUCUCAAUGGACCAGCGGCUGGAGCAGGUUCUGCCUCGGGAUGAACGCGGUGUGUAUGAAGCUUCCUUGGUGGCAGCGAGCACUGGCGUUCAGGCACUACCCUGCCUCAUUACGGGAUACCCCAUUCUGAGGAACAAAAUUGAGUUUAAGCGGCCAGGGAAGGCAGCUAACAAGGACAACUGGAAUAAGUUCCUUAUGGCUAUCAAGACUUCCCACAGUCCAGUGUGCCAGGAUGUGCUGAAAUUCAUUAGUCAGUGGUGUGGAGGGCUACCCAGCACCAGCUUUUCCUUUCAGUAACUAGUAGGCCUCAGGGAAGAGUUAUUGGAUUCUCUCCCUCAUUAAAGUCUUAUAGGUAAUGGA